GCUUCCUUCCGCGAACUUAUCGUAACCUUUUACACAUGAUUCGAUAUCAACUUGGAAUAGGAUAUUUAAUUCACCAAUCUUGUUAUACUUUCGGCUGGCCUAUGGCUUUGAUGGGCCGCUGCUGAAGCCGUAAUGUCUGUUAUUCUUUGUACCGCUGGGUACGAUCACACAAUCAGGUUCUGGGAGGCGUUAUCAGGAAUCUGCUCGCGAACAAUUCAACAUCCGGAUUCGCAGGUUAAUCGACUAUGCAUCUCGCCGGACAAGCGGUUCCUGGCAGCGGCCGGUCACCAUACGGUUAAGCUCUACGAUAUCAAGUCGACGAAUCCGAACCCCCUACUUACCUUCGAAGGCCACACGGGAAACGUGACGGGAGUCGCGUUCCACUGCGAGGGGAAAUGGAUGGUGACGAGUUCUGAAGACGGCACCGUCAAGAUAUGGGAGACGCGCUCCGGCACUAUCCAGCGCAGCUACAACCACGGUUCUGCGGUGAACGAUGUCGUUAUACACCCCAAUCAGGGCGAGAUCAUAAGCUGCGACCGGAGCGGAAGCGUCAGGGUUUGGGAUCUUGCUGAGAACAACUGCUCUCAUCAACUCAUUCCCGAGGAAGAUGUCUCCGUUUCCAGCGUUACCGUCGCGAGCGAUGGAUCUCUCCUCUGCGCUGCUAACAAUGCCGGCAACGUCUUCGUCUGGCAACUAAUCCAAACCUACGAGCGCACGAAUCUCCUCCCCGUAACCCACUUCUCCGCCCAUAAAGAGUAUAUCACGCGAAUUCUCCUCUCCCCCGACGUCAAAAAGCUCGCAACCUGCUCGGCAGACCACACGGCCAAGAUCUGGGAAGUCACCAACGUGACGGGCACGUCGUCCGACGAGUCCUCUUCGUCAUCCCUCUCCAACGCUCCCGCGAACGGCAUCAACGGCCACGACAAGCCCAAUGGCAGCAGCGGAGACGCCGCGGCCGGAGAGCCUAGACCGUAUCCCCUAGAGGCGACGCUCACGGGCCACCAGCGCUGGGUCUGGGAUUGCGCGUUUAGCGCGGAUUCGGCGUAUUUGGUUACGGCGUGCUCGGACCACUACGCGCGGUUGUGGGAGCUGCAUAGUCAACAGGUUAUUCGCCAGUAUAACGGCCACCACCGCGGCGCGGUCUGCGUAGCUCUUAACGAUUACUCCGAGGCGCGGUGAUUUGUAAGUCGCGUGUCGGCAGAUGAAUGGGGACGCGUGUCAUAGGCGCAGAAAUGCCGAAGAGACAUACGUAAAGAGAAGGUGGAGGUGGUGGACGUGGUUCUUGGUACGAGCCUGCUUUUCUAUAUACCUAGGUAUCCUCUGGCGUUGGAGUUUUACAUGGGGCUCCUGCGGUUGGUUCUGUUAUGCAGUUUUAUUUUGAUUUCUACCUAUUCGUGUCUGCUUGGUACGAUAUAAUUCUAUUCUGUGACUUGUUUUAAAUACCAACGGGAUGUUCUGAAUCAAGUACCAUCAGGCGGUAUAUGUUAAGAAUGGCAGCAGUUGG
Daldinia vernicosa is the source of this 1504-nucleotide messenger RNA. Its product is annotated as quinon protein alcohol dehydrogenase-like superfamily. Gene Ontology annotation, cellular component: TORC2 complex; TORC1 complex. NCBI's taxonomy places the organism in Eukaryota, Fungi, Ascomycota, Sordariomycetes, Xylariales, Hypoxylaceae. The transcript is spliced from 4 exons. Gene Ontology annotation, molecular function: protein binding. Gene Ontology annotation, biological process: TOR signaling; regulation of actin cytoskeleton organization. The coding region runs from base 133 to 1179 and encodes 348 amino acids. The record is from RefSeq and is a predicted model, not a curated record.